Molecule: messenger RNA, 4749 nt
Organism: Carassius gibelio (silver crucian carp)
Lineage: Eukaryota; Metazoa; Chordata; Actinopteri; Cypriniformes; Cyprinidae
Gene: wbp1la
Product: WW domain binding protein 1-like a
Exons: 4
Coding region: 916-2073 (385 amino acids)
Source: RefSeq, a predicted model, not a curated record
AAAACUCUUUUGUUGCCAACAUCAUCUAUGUUAAGCAGAAGAAAAAAGUCCUCGAGGUUUGAAAUGACAUGAGGGUGGAUACAUUACAUUUAAUCAUUUUGGGGUGAAUUGCUAUUAAGGAUUUAAAACGAGCUCUAUAAACAGCAGAAAUGUGCAUAUUACCCCGGUCAAGCUCAUAUCUCAAACAUAUGUGUGGAGCAGAGCAUUGGUGCUUCCAACACCAAGGACACCGAUUCUUUUCCAAGGAAAAGCAUGAACUGAUAAACAGAUAAAUGUAUAUAUUUAGUAGACAUAAAUUAAAACGCGUCUGAUAUAACUUCACUUAACAACAUUGGAACCCCGGAUUGGUUCAUUUUGAAUGUUUCCCAAAUUAUCACUAAAACUGUAUUUUUUAGUUAGGAAAUAAAUGGUGUUUUUGUCUUCUUGAACCCUUAUUGUUGCACAUUAUAAGACCAGGAAUCUGUAAUAGUUAACUAAUUAACCUUUAGCUGUUUGCUGCCAGUUGCCAUUCUUUCUUGAAUUAACUUUUUCUGACUCUUAUGUCCAACCCUGCACAGGUUUGCGGCACUGAACACUGAAGUUUUGCUUUCCACUGCUUGUUAUCACUGAUCAUUAUUUCUAAAGAGUCAAUCAAGAUGGCAUUUUUACUGCCAUAUUAAAAACUAUUGUUCAACAGGCUGCAAGAUUUCAGUUUCACUGUCAUUUGUAUCUAACACACCACUCGAGACAGCUGUCAGGCCAGCAGUUGCCAUCGAUGUCUGUGUGUAUGAGAGAGAAGCACAGACUGCUUGUCUGUUCAUCAUGUGUACUUGCAUUCCCUGGCAGCCCUCGCUGAGUCUUAAAUGCCAUGAGGGAGGCUGUGUAUGUAUGUGUGUGUUUAAAUCAAGCCCCUCUGGCUAAUAAAGGGGGCAGUUCAUGUCGCACUAUACCAUGUGUGGGUGGUGGGUGGCCCGAGCCCGACCUUCCUCUUCUGUUUCGACAUUGGUCUUUGCCAGCCCUGUGUGUAUCUGCUGUGUUGAUUUUCCUAUCAGACAGACGCCUAUCAUGCCUUUUCUCCUGGGGUUUAGACAGAGCCGGCUGUCUUGUGUAGGAGCUAACAACCAGAGCUACUUCUGUGAUUCGGGCCACUGCUGCGGAGAAUCUCAGUGUUGCAGCUAUUACUACGAGGUGUGGUGGUUUUGGUUGGUUCUGACUCUCAUCAUCAUUCUGGGCUGCUGCUGUGUGUGUCACCACCGUCGAGCCAAACAAAGACUGCAACAACAGCAACGGCAGCAUGAGAUCAACCUCAUCGCUUACAGAGAAGCCCAUAAUUACACUUCUCUACCCUUCUAUUUCAGGUUCCUGCCUGGUUACCUCUUACCCGCAUACGAGGAAGUGGAGAACAGACCUCCGACGCCCCCGCCUCCGUACAGUGCCUCUCAGCCAGGCCAGUCCCCCAGCACUGACUCCCUGUGCUCUGAACAACCAGAUGAACUCUGCCCUCCACUGGAGUCCAGCCCCGUCGUCCCGUCUGCAUCUGACAACUGUUCCCCGGGACCCUGCGUAGAGCAGCCACAUACUCCCACUGCACACCGCCCUGUCAGAAACACCCACAAGCCACAGUACCUCAGCCGAGAAGAGGACGGGCAGCCCCAGCAGGUGGCGUGCGCUACAUCACAUAGCCUGCUCAAACAGGGCAGCUCCGGCGAGGAUCUAACUGAACCCAUAGGAGACUGUUCUCCCGAAAGCAAAGAAAAGACUCCAGGACGCCACCGGCGCUUCACAGGUGACUCUGGGAUUGAGGUAUGCGUUUGCAACCAGGGGCCCGGGGACGGAGAGGAUGAGGAGAUGAAAGAGCUUGUUGUGCACAUGGAUGGAGGGGUGCACGAGCAGCAGGACUUCUGUGAUAGCUGCAACCCCCACAGCAGCAGCUGCCCUCCUCGUGGUCCGGGCGAUGAGGAACAGGGCCUGGCUGCCUCAGAUGUGCCUCAAGAGCAAAGAGAGCAUCAGCGACCUCCAGUCUGCCUCCAUCUGCACACCAUCAAUGAACAGGAUGGUCCAUAUCACGCCAAUAACACGGACCCCCAGAGUUGAGCACAACCGGUUCCAGCAGAGACUUACUUUAGACUGCUGUCUCCCUUUACUUUCUCAAAAUACAUCAGUUUGUACUGUCAGCAAUGUCACUUUGGGUGUACUUUGGUGUGUGUGAGAAUGAGUGAGAGUGUUUUAAAAGGGUGUUAAUGUGUGACUCCUUACGGUUUUUAUGGAUUAAUAGGGUAAUCUAGUAAAGACGUUAAUAGGUCUGUUGCCUCCCAGAGAGGUCACGAUCAAUGCCACAGGGGAAAUUCUCCUCAGUUUAUAGCCUUAUCGAGCUUUGUGGGACAUGCCUGUAGGCUUUUUGUUGGUUUUUGGGGGCUGAAUGCCUCCUACUGAGAUGAAGAUGGCUCUCAAGGUUGGGGAUACUUGCUUUUGCUCUUGAAUUCUUACCUUUAAUAACAUUUUAAAAUACUUAAAAGGGCCCAAAACAGAGCGAUCUGUUAAUAUUUAGUCACUGUCAUGGUGUUCCAAAUGCACAAGAUUUCUGUUUAUCUUUAAAACACAAAUAUAUUUUUUAUAAAACCAGAGAUCCAUUUUAAAACAGUCUAUUCCACUAAAAGUUGAUGCUUUUAAAAAAUUAAAGAUUGUAAAAUAAAUCCAUAUGCAUAUACAUAGAGCACAUCAAAUAUAGUAAACAGAGGAUGAAACAUAUGUGAUGCAUGAGAACCAGUGACGUUUCUUACACAACAAGCAAGUACAGUUGAACUUUUGUUUCUCUGUGUUCCCUGAUCAAUGUUUAUAUGUGAAUAAAGCUUACAUUUCAGAGGAGGUACAGAAAUUAUACAGGUUAGAUUAAAGGUAUUUACAUUUUUGUUUCAAAAAAAGCUAAAGUCUUAUACGUUUGAAAUGAUAUGAAGCUGAAUAAUUGAUAACAGAAUUAACAUUUUUUUUUUGGUGAAUUAUUGAUUUAAGAACAAAAAAAAAAAAAGAGGAAAAGAUGGCCAAAGAGCAGUCCGAUAUUCAAAGCUUUAAUAUUCAGUUGUUUCUUGUUUUUAUUUCUUGGCGGGUUUUUUUCUUAGAAUGUUUGAUCUGGAGUAUCUGCAUGAUGCUAUUCAGAAAAAUGAAGGAAAUGUAUUAUCUCAAAUAUAUAUAUAUAUAUAUAUAUAUAUAUAUAUAUAUAUAUAUAUAUAUAUAUAUAUAUUUCUUAUGUCUUUUUGUAUCAAUAAGUGAACAUGCUCCCUACCUAGCAGGGUAUGUUUGCCAUAUGCUUUGUUUUGUCUGAUCAUUGUAAAACAUGGUCUUGGGCUUUAUCCAAAUUUUUGCAUGAUUAUUUGCAUAAACUGAAUAGAUCCACAUGCUAUAUAGUAGUACAUUUUGAAGUUCAUUAUGCAAAGACUCUUCAAAUGAAGGCUGAAAUGAUUUUGUAUAUAGACUGUACCCAGCUUGUACAUUUACACUAGGUGCCUUUGUUGAUUUGAGUAGUUUUCAUAUGCCUUAAAGAGAAGAGUGUGUGUUGUAGAAUUGCAGAAUAAAAGAAUUAAGGGCCAUUAUGAGUGAGGAUUUUGGUCAGAGGUAACAUCUAGUUUGAAAUGAUCACUUGAUAAGCCUUCCAUCGAAAACAUAUCAUUGAGAUAUCAUAGUUGUUUUGCCUUAAUUUAAUUUCUGUAUUCUCCCAUAGUGCUUUUAAGUUGUUUAACACUGUAAGGGAACUCUUGCACCACUAACAGUAACUUAUGUAUAGGCCUUAUUAAGCUCUUAAUGUGCGUUUUAUUGUAGCAGAUCAGGUAAGGUUACUGUCAUGUUAGUGUAGCACUUGUGUUGGGUUGAUGAUGAGAUUGAGACAUGUUUUUCUGUGGUGGUGAGACUGUUGAGCUGCUCCACUGCAUUCCCUACACUGUCUGUCUGUGUGUGUGUGAGUGUGUGUGUCGUUGUAGGUUCCUUUUAAGAGGAUCGUUCUUCAGCCCACUGCGUUUGUUUGACCUUUGGUUUGGAUUAGCAGUUAGCUGUCCUAUUAUAGUCUAAGCUCGGGCACAGAUGGCUUUCCAGCCGUGUUGAUCUUCAGAUCAGAGUGUUUCUGUGUAAAUGGUGGCCAUUUUUUAUUUUCAAAUGUGAUGUGGCUGGUAAUUAAGUUCCUAUAGCGUGCUGGCUGGAAAAACCGGUUUAGGAGGCAGAUUCCAACAUUGACGUAGUGCCUUCAGAAAUAUUUAUAUAGCAGUAUUGUUUGGUUAAACCGAAUAUUGAGCAUUUUGAAUGAUUUGGACCAGUUACCACAUCAUAACAUUUGACAGAUUAAGUGAAAGUUUGAAGCUAUGAAAUCAGUGAGGAGAACAAGUCAUCUGUCACAGUGAUGGUGCUCAUGUUGUUCCAACAUUAUCUAUCGUUGUUUAAUGUUUGAGACCAAAGGUAUCGAUUACAAGUGGAAAUUUGAGUCACUAUUGGCUGGCUCACUGUGAAUGAGAUGUGUUCAUUAAUUUUGUCUGAAAAAGUUGUCAUUGCACUGUUUUGACACUGAGCAGUGAGUGUGUUUCUGUCCAUGAAAGUGACGAAGGCUUUGCAAGCCAAUUGCUUUUGUUUCUCUUAAUCUUUUAUUCAAGCCUGGUACUAUGUUUUAGCUUUGUAUCCAUAGUCACUUUCUUUUUAUAUAUAAAACUGUAUUUUCUGCAUUUUAUAAGAAGACUCAACCAAAUUAAUAUCAAAGAAUGUUCCAUAUGAAUAAAAAAGCUGUUGAAGCCA